Nelumbo nucifera (sacred lotus) is the source of this 1632-nucleotide messenger RNA. RefSeq names its product lipid droplet phospholipase 1-like. Lineage: Eukaryota; Viridiplantae; Streptophyta; Magnoliopsida; Proteales; Nelumbonaceae. The record is from RefSeq and is a predicted model, not a curated record. Gene Ontology annotation, biological process: lipid metabolic process.
UGUUGUGGGUCUCCUACGGUCCGUUCGCUAGCGUCGUCGCUGGCGCUGUUGAGCAUUGACGUAAUAAUAAUAUGGCGACUAUAAACAAAGGCAGACCGAGAGAUCCCGCCUCGUCGACUUUCAACCACAGAUACAAUCUUUUUUUCUUUCAUUUUUCUCGUUUUCUUCUUCUUCCUCCCUCCAACGAACUAAACCAACUCGUGAAGUUCGAAUCAUCUCCUCUGCUUCUAUACUUCGUGUUCUUCUAAAAAUGGCUUCUUUGGAGUUGCAAAGCAGCUCCUCCGAAACAGCUCAAAAACCGCAGUCCCAAACAUCACACGACGAAUCAAAUAUAGUGAAGACGAAGACGUCAAAGACAGCGUCUAAAAAGAGAUCUUUUGUGCCGAGAAUCGGCUGUUUCAGAUCAGAACCCGACGUGGAUGGUGGACCGAGUCCGGUGACUGAGUCCGGUAAUAACGGAGACCACCACGUUCCGACUCACCUUGUCGUCAUGGUCAAUGGCAUCACAGGGAGUGCUAGAGAUUGGAAAUACGCAGCAAAACAAUUUCGCAAAAGAUUUCCCCAAGAUAUUCUCGUGCAUUGCAGUGAGUGCAAUUCCUCAAUGUUGACUUUUGAUGGUAUUGACAUAAUGGGAGAGAGAUUAGCAAACGAGGUACGAUCAAUCAUAGAACAUAAUCCAGGGCUUCAAAAUAUUUCCUUUAUAGGUCAUUCGUUGGGUGGUCUGGUGGCACGAUAUGCUAUUGGUAGGCUUUAUGAGCAAAAUCUUACAAAACAACUUUCUGAAGGAAAUGGAGAUUGUAAAACUGAUGGUGAUGGAAAUCCAUGCCUGGAUGAGAAAUCAAAGGGCAAAAUAGCUGGAUUGAAACCCAUGAAUUUUGUAACGUUUGCAACGCCACACCUUGGUUCAAGAGGGCAUAAACAGGUUCCACUAUUUUGUGGUCUUUAUAUUAUGGAAAAAACAGCAUCUCAUAUGUCAUGGAUUCUAAGGAGAACUGGAAAACAUCUCUUCCUGACUGACAGUGAGAAUGGAAAGCCUCCUCUCCUUCUUCAAAUGGUCAAUGAUUAUGGAGAUCUUCCAUUCAUGUCUGCUCUGCAAUCAUUUAGGCGUUGUGUUGCUUAUUCAAAUACAUGUUUUGAUUGCCUUGUUGGGUGGAGUACAUCAUCAAUACGCCGAAAAGUUGAGCUACCAAAGUGCAAGCAUCCUCCAAAGAAUGAGAAAUAUCCACAUAUAGUAAAUGUUGAAGCACCAAAAAUUUCCAGUACUGAGAAAGAAGCCAUUUUCGAGGCCAAUGUUAAUGAACACAAGACUAUUAACAUGGAAGAGGCAAUGAUUAGGGGUCUCACAAAAGUGAGUUGGGAACGAGUCGAUGUUAGUUUCAAAAGAAGUAAACAGAGAUUUCUUGCACACGGUACCAUUCAGGUGAACACUUAUUGCGUCAAUUCUGAUGGUGCCGAUGUGAUAUCCCAUGUUAUUGAUAAUUUUCUCCUGUAACAUUAAAAAAUCUCCUCUUGUUUAUUUCUAACAGCAAUUUCAUUGCAAAAUCGAGGUAUAAAUGUAUCCACUAUCCUUCAUUCUUUUUUAAAUGUAAGAACAAGAAACAGUGAGGAGAUUUAUAUUAUUAUUCCUUGUAU